Molecule: messenger RNA, 4803 nt
Organism: Candidula unifasciata
Lineage: Eukaryota; Metazoa; Mollusca; Gastropoda; Stylommatophora; Geomitridae
Source: the annotation of a GenBank genome assembly
GUAGUCAACCUGACCAACCAUCGUGGCUUUGAGAAACCUGACGAUGAGCAAUAUCACGUGUUGCCACUGUACAUCCUUGACCACACAGAUGAACUCGGCUCUAUGGAAGGUCAGAAUGCCAAAGUACGCAGUGGGGCGCUUGAAAUACUGUCCCAUUAUGUGAGCCAGGUGCGAAGAAGGUCCACACCAUACAGACCUUGUAAAAGAAAUCGCACAACUCCCAAGAAACACGGUAUGAAAAACAGCCCCAAGAAUUCUAAACUGUCUAGAGUUGCUCCAUUGCCAACUGGACAUUUUAGUGACAGUACUUUCGCUAGGAAUGAAAGUAAUUUUUGUAAUAGUGACGGUUUAUUGACUCAGAGUUCAUCGUUGAAUAAGUUUAAUUCUGUUGGUGGCAGUAGCCAUCAGUUGGACAUGGUUCCAGGUGUGGGUCUUGAAGAAAGAAAUGCCAAGAGCAUGACCUACACGGAUCUCAUGUCCCAGCAAGGGCUGCCAGGGUUUGCUGAUCUCUACACUCAAUUCUGGGACUAUUUCUACACACACGGAGAGUUCCCACCACUGGAGUGGACAACCAAGACAAGAUGUUCAGUCUUGACUGAGGCAGGGAAGUCAAAUUUCAAAUCAAACUCUUUAAAACAGUCAUCUGCCAUGGAUGAAAUGUCUUUGCAGCAGCAGAAGCAGCAAAUGUGGCAGCAUCAAGAACAGCUAAAGCAUCAGAAACAUAAUAUCAAUGUUCAAUCAGAGCAGCAAGAAAAACAAAGGCAGCACAAUUUGCUAACUUGUUUUCCUGGCAAACAGGGCUUUCAGUCACCAUCUCCCUCUCCUUGUUUACCGCAUCCUGUGACUUCUCCAAGGCAGCAGUUUUAUUCUCAUGACUACCGGUGUAAAGCCUCUGUUCUUGAAGCAGCACAGAUCUCACCAACGCCUUCAUCUUCAGGUAGGCUUUGCCAAGAAUCAUUCUCACAUAAAAGUCAGUAUUGUAGUUCAGCAUCCUUACCAUCUUCUAUACCAACUUCUUCACACCAUCAGCAGUACUAUUCUUCACAACACCUACCACUGUCAAGUCAUCCUCGUACUCUUUCUGACCCACCCAAACAUAAUUUAUUUGACAACAGUGAAAAUAUGCAACCCUCAUUUUUUAGUUCUAAAAUAAGCAAUAAUAUCAGUUUAAAUGUUAGUUCACAAAACCCCACCACCGGUAUUUCAAGUUCAGGAGAUGCAUCAGGUGCUGCACAAGGGGAUGCUGUUGGUCAUCAUUUAAGGCCCCCACCUCCCUACCCAGACUCUGUUUCAAAUCAGUAUAGUGUGCAUGGCAGUGCUCAAAAUAUAUUCAAACCUCAGGGACACCCACUGUCAUGUGGUGAGAGAGUAGAUCAAAAUGUCAAAAGGAAACUUGACAAUUGUCACAACGCUCAGGGACAGAUAACUGAAUCUGUGUGUGCUUCACCUGAUUUCAUGGGAGGAGAAUAUUCACGUAGUUUAAAUCAGGCACUCAAAGAUUUAUUUUCUGACAAUGCUGAAGUGUCACACCCAGACCCUGAAAGGCCUGCACUGCCGUUUGAAGCACAGAGAUUAUCACUGGAAAGGUCCAUGCGGGUUUCUUUAGGAUCAAGACCGGCUUCUGUCCUGUCACAUCAUACACCAAUCUCAGCACAUUUAGAAGAUCAAAAUGUACAUAUUGAAAGGCCACAGUCUGCACAGUUGCCUACCAUAUCUUCUUCUCAUUCAUGUGAAGAACCUCCAUUAGACAGGUCUGUUUCAAGAAAUAUAUUUAUGCAGUCCAUGUCGUAUCCAGCUGUGCUGCAGUCCCCAGGUAGAUUAGAGUUAGCUAAUCCAUUAAGUAAACUGUUGUGUGCCCCACAGACGGAUGAACCAGAUGCUGUUCAUACAGUAAAGACACAUAUUUCGAAUGUGUCAUUAUCCAGGUCCUUUUCUGAAAGCCACACAUCCAAACUUCCAUCAGUCCAGCUGCUUGGAAGAAGCCAGUCAUAUAAUGUGCCGGUGUCUCAGCAUGGAGCACAAAUGUCAUCAUCAACUCACUCAGACAUUUCACAUUCAUCUCAGUUAGCUACAUCAGAAUCUUCCUAUCAGGCAUUCUCCCCAAGGGCUGAUUCUGUUGUGGAAGAAUUAACCUUUGAUCAUAAUGGGUCUGAUUUGUUGACCGGUGUGAGCAGUACAUCAAGAAUUGUGGAAUCGGUCUUGUUGGACCCGCCCCUUUAUAUGUCAGACGAUAAGCAAGUGAAAGUCAGGCGAGACUGUUGGUCAAGAAUGAGUGAACCAUCUAAUUUAACAGACGCUGCACGACCUUCUUCAUGUUUCAGUGAACCUGACAUUGCUAGUGGAUGGGGAAAAGAACAUCCCUUCAGUUUAACAGCAAGACAGAGCUUAGAUAUUCAGCCUAGCCUGGGAACAUGUACAGUGUACAACAGGUUUAAAAGCUCUAAGUGUCUUAGUUCAGAAGUCAGAAAUAGAUGUGAUGAUAUUCAUAAUACUGAGUUGCAAAAGACCAAACAUGGAGUGUCAAACACAAAACAAGAACCAAAUUCAACACAGGUCACUCCAGGUGGACUCUUUAAACCAUACAGUAAUUUGCCUUGGUUCCAAGGCCAAGAGAAAGAGAAUGGGAAAUCUUUGGGGUCUGUUAACAGUUCUUUCCAUGAUAAUGAUGGCAUACCUUUGGCAACAUGCAGUUCAAAACCACUACAUAUUAAUCACUUAGAAACCUCUCCCAACAUUGUCACACAGUGUACAAAUGUUGACUCAAGCGAUGAGAUCAACAGUGGGAACUCUUAUAUUAACAGACCUGUUGGCAGUGUAUGUCCAAAUGGGCCAAUUAUUGGAGAGAAGAUGAAAGUGCACAAAUCGGAAGGGUUUGUUGUUCCUAAAGUCAGCCAGAGUCCAAGUGAGCCCCCUUAUGAAGUUAUAGAUUCAACUGUGGUCAGUGUGGAAACUGAUGAUAACCGAGAAGUCUUUGAUGAUCCAGCAAUGGGAGGUGUGGCUAUUGCUUUAUGCCAUGGUGCUGUGCUUUUUGAAGUUGCUAAGAGAGAGCUGCAUGCCACAACAGCCCUCAAAGAACCCAACAGGUACCGGCCAAAGCGCAUAAGUCUGGUGUUCUAUCAGCAUAAGAACUUGAAUUUGACCAGACAUGGAUUUGAUGAGUAUGAGAGAAAAGCUGAAGAGAGGAGGAGCCAGGCAGAACAGACCAGGUUGAUUGAGGAGAUGGAGUCUAAAGGCUUCUUCAAAGGUGAGCUUAGUGAACUGGCUGCCUUCCCAAGCCUUACAAAAGGAACAUUUGGCAAAGUAUUCAACUUUCCAGAAGCAAAAAAAACUCUGUUUCCUCUUCGUUUCCCUCGGUAUCUGGACUGCUCACAUUCGGAGCACAUUACCCCUGUUAUGUUUGCGUGUAUGUCUAUAGCAUUCCCCAGUUAUAUGAAAGAAGCUUUUCCAGAUCCUUCCAGACUACCUAGGCUAAUGAGUGGCAUGCCCGUUAAGAUGUAUUCCUCAUUGUCAGACAAAAGAAAAUACCAGAAAGUUGUAGAUUCAGAUAUAAGCAAACAAGACUUGCAGCUGUUGGUGGAUAACUAUGACAAAUGUGGUGGUGUGUUUCAUCAAGUGUCCACCCCAUGGAGUCCUAACAGAGCUCGGGAAAGUACCGCUACCACAAAUAGUGUGCUGACCAGGUGGGUUCAUGAUGAUGUUAAUGUGACUGGUCCCUACAACAGAUGGGUAGAAUUGGCUCUGCAGGAUGCUGUAAAAACAGAGGAAACCUGCUUGAGCCCUAAAAUUAAAACUGAGGAUGAGACCGAUGUGAAGAUGAGCACAUCUGAGUGUGUUCCACAGCAUGGCCAAACAAAUUAUAAUAAUGAAAGUACUGUAUACCCAGGCACAUCUCCACCUUUAAAGUCUAACACAAGGAAAGAUCAUGUCAACCAAGUUAACAGUACAGUAACAACUAUGGUAGUCAAUCUAGACCACUCAAAUCUCAUGAGUGAUUUGGACCUCUCUCAGUUUUCAGACAGAUCAUCUAAGAUGAUCUCCCCUUUAGGAGAAACAACAUCAGUGUCCAUAGCCAAGAAAUGCCCCAAUGAUUUCUCAACGUCUGCAAGGAAAAGUGUAGACAGUUCAUUUUCUACUGAUAAAUCUGCUCAGGAUGGGAUGGUUCUGUCCUAUGCACACCCUUCUGAAUCAAUAAAUGCAUCUGAAUCUGGAAUGACAGAGCCUGAAUAUAUGAAGUCAGAACUAGGUUGUAAUACCUCAUUGACACACAAUAAAAGAAGACAAGAAUCUUGCAAAGUUCGUGGUUUUAAAAAGGGAAGGACUUUUUCAGGUGAUCUGCAGUCACAGAAUCUUCUAUAUGAAGACCAUAUACGUUGCUCCCCCAUCAAUGGUCAUUGUGUUAAAUCGAUCAUGGAAGAUGAAAACCUGAACUGCAUGGAACAUGCCAUGGAUGAGGAAGGCAGGAUCCAAACCACUUCAAAAAGCAUUCAGUAUGCAGUAGGUAAUAACACUGUGGCUGGAAGUAUCUCUGAUCAUAAUGGAAAGGAACACUCCAAGAGCAUUCAGUAUGCAGUAGGUAAUAACACUGUGGCUGGAAGUAUCUCUGAUCACAAUGGAAAGGAACACUACAUAGCAGACAUGGAAGCCAGGUGUUUGGAAGAAUCAGGUAGUGUUUCUGGGAAAUGGGAGAGUAUGUAUGACUUUCUGAUGAAAGGUCUGUCGAGACCUUUUUUGUCCAGUCAGCAGACUAGUGUCCAGUCUGUGCAGGAUGAUCUUACAAACACCCCUAGCAGUGAAUGUCCCUAA